CCAAAGGGGCGACGUUGAAGGGAACAUUUGUUCGGGACGGGGGAGACUGCCGUUGUGCCGUCUGGCUUGUAUUUCGUAACACUUUGUACUUGUCAUUAAAUCGGAUUUAAACUCGAGCGGAGGAUUUCUUUUUCCUGCAAUCGAGCAGGAACCGGAUUCGUUUGGAGUUUUUUUUCUAAUCGAUCGUUUCACGGAAGUUUGACGAAGUGGAGGCGAUUUGAGGGAAGAGUCGCUGGAAGCGUUCGGGGAUUCUCGGUCUGGAUAAGCACUCAGAAGAUCGCAGCUGCAGGCCAUUUACUGAUGGGUACAUACAGUGGGGCGAUACGACGAAAGAGCUGCAGUUUAUUGUCAAGAGACGGGAACUGUGGGAGAACUUUAGUCGUCUCCAUAAAACGGCUUUUAUAGGUUAGUCGUUAUUGACAGAUGAGCACCUGGAGCCAAAAGUCCCGCCGCUGAUUCGAGCCCGAGAAAACGCCUCAAAGCACAGCGAUCAGCAUGAGUGCCGAAGCAUAUCAGUACCGAGCGCUUUAUGACUACAAAAAGGAGAGGGAGGAGGACAUCGACCUCCACGAGGGGGACAUAUUGUUGGUAAGCAAAGGAGCCCUGGUGGCCCUCGGGCACACGGACGGGCUGGAGCAGCAGCCAAACAAGAUUGGCUGGCUGCCGGGCUUCAAUGAAACCACUCAGGAAAAGGGGGACUUCCCUGGGACGUAUGUCGAGUACAUCGGGAAGAAGUGGAUCUCUCCCCCCACUCCAAAACCGAGGCCCGUCCGACCUCUACCUGUGGCUCCCAGCCCCGUCAAAACCGACGCGGAGUCCGACUCAGAACAAGGCUCCUGUUUGCCGGACCUGACGGAGCAGUUUUCCCUCCCGGACACGGCUCCACCCAUGCUGACCCGGCUGCUGGAAGGCAUCGAGAAGAAAGGUCUGGAGAACCCCACCCUGUACCGAACCUUCACAGCAGGAGCCGGACUGGAAGUCAGGCAGUACUUGGAGUCGGAUCCUCCGUCCGCAGACCUGGAUCAGCUGGAUCUCCCAGUCUUGUGUGACGGCCUGCGCCGGUACCUGCAGGACCUCCCCCAGCCCAUCAUCCACCCGGCACUACAAGUCCAGAUGGUCCACACGGCAAAAGAGGUGGCGAACCCUGAGGAAUGCGCCCAGCUGCUGCGCCGCGUGGCCAGCACCCCCAGCCUGCCCCACCAGUACUGGCUGGCCCUGCACUGCCUGCUCCGCCACUUCGCUAGAGUGUGCCAGAGCGGCUCCAAGAACCUGCUGAGCGCCCGGACGCUGGGCGAGAUCUUCAGCCCCGUCUUCUUCAGACAGCAGUCUGUCAGCUGUGAGCCCAGCCUGGAUGCUUACAUCAAGAUCAUCGAGGUUCUGGUGACCAGCGAGUGGAGCGAGAGUCAAGCCGCACCAGCUCUGCCUCCGAAGCCCCCGAAGCCCGCGGCGGUCAUCAACAACGGUAUGAACAACAACAUGGCUCUGCAGGACGCAGAAUGGUACUGGGGGGAGAUCUCCCGGGAGGAGGUCAACGAGAAGCUGAGGGACACUGCGGACGGUACGUUUCUGGUGCGAGACGCCUCUACGAAGAUGCACGGCGACUACACGCUGACUCUGAGGAAAGGAGGAAACAACAAGCUCAUCAAGAUAUUCCACCGGGACGGGAAGUACGGCUUCUCCGACCCGCUGACCUUCAGCUCCGUGGUGGAGCUCAUCAACCACUAUCGCAACGAGUCUCUGGCUCAGUACAACCCCAAGCUGGACGUCAAGCUGCUCUACCCCGUCUCCAAGCAGCAGCAGGACCAGGUGGUGAAGGAGGACAACAUCGAGGCCGUGGGGAGGAAGCUCUGCGAAUACCACCAGCAGUACCAGGAGAAGAACAAGGAGUACGACCGUCUGUACGAGGAGUACACCAGAACGUCGCAGGAGAUCCAAAUGAAGCGCACAGCCAUAGAAGCUUUCAACGAAACCAUAAAGAUAUUCGAGGAGCAGUGCCAAACGCAGGAGCGCUACAGCAAAGACUACAUCGAGAGGUUCAGGAAAGAGGGAAACGAGAAGGAGAUCCAGAGAAUCAUGGGGAACUACGAGAAGCUGAAGUCGAGGAUCAGUGAGAUCGUGGACAGCAAGCGCAGACUGGAGGAGGACCUGAGGAAGCAGGCGGCCGACUACAGAGAGAUCGACAAGAGGAUGAACAGCAUCAAGCCCGACCUCAUCCAGCUCCGCAAGACCAGAGACCAGUACCUCACGUGGCUGACACAGAAAGGAGUGCGGCAGAAGAAGCUGAACGAGUGGCUGGGAAUCAAGAACGAGAACACAGAGGAUCAAUACUCGAUGGUGGAGGACGACGAAGACCUCCCCCAUCACGACGAGCGCACCUGGAAGCUGGAGAAGAUCGACCGGCUGGAGGCCGAGGGCCUCCUCCAGGGGAAGCGAGACGGCACAUUCCUGGUCCGGGAGAGCAGCAAGCCGGGAUGCUACGCCUGCAGCGUGGUGGUGGACGGCGAGGUGAAGCACUGCGUCAUCAACAAGACGCCGUCCGGCUACGGCUUCGCGGAGCCCUACAACCUGUACAGCUCGCUAAAAGAACUCGUACUUCACUACCAGCACACGUCGCUGGUCCAGCACAAUGACUCUCUGAAUGUGACGCUAGCGUACCCCGUCUUCACGCAGCAGCGGCGGUGAGGACCUCGCCCACUCAAGGACACGGAUUUGGAUGCCUGAACCAUUUCAGAGACACGAGCCCGAGCCUGAAUGUAGAUCUCCUACUUUUUUGGUUUUCCGUUGGGAGCACAGAAUCCAGCAGACUGCUGACCCCACCCCUCCCCCCAGCGAGCGGAGAACAUUUGAGGCCUUUUUCCUUACGGUGCUUGUUCUUUUCCAGAGCUUUACCACACGGACUCUUCUCACCGGCCACGACUUCUUCUUUGUACGACUGUCCAUGUGACCAAAACUCAUCCAAUCAGGAGAGUGUGGGCGGGGCUUACGUUGACUGUUCAGUAGCAGACGAUGGAUCAGCUGACAAAUGUAGCAAAACGGCACUUUUUAAGAAAGAAAAACUUUUUUUUUUGUUUUUGUUUGGAAAGCUCUUGUGUUUGUGGAGCAGAAAGGACUCAACCCCACCCCCACCCAACCCCCUCUCGCCGGUUGAACUUGCAGGAACAAACUGCGGGCGAGUCGAACUAUGAAUGGACUUGUGUACAUAAAUGAAAUUGUGCAAACUCGUGAAUCAAAGUACCAAAAAAACAGAAAAAAAGAAAGAUCAGCUCCUGUUAUAGUUUUUUCUGAUCUGCUAUGCAAGAAGUCUUUCUCCAUUUUUACUGUUGCAACACAAUAUAAGCUUUGUUUUUGCUUGAAGAUCUGUUCCAGGAGGAUAUUUUGUUGAAAAUGCCAAGAUACAGUUAAAGACAUGCGUAUAAUUUUUAAAAAGAGAGCAUAAACUUUAUUAUAAAUGACUUUAACAGCUCUUAUGGUGGAAAAUGCGAGCGUUUUAUUAGUUUUUUUUCCUUCAAACUAAAGUCCCUCUCAGGCGUUUGAGCUGCUUCGUUCUCGGGUUUUAUUUUAGUUUUUUUUUUCGAACAUGCAGUCGUGAGUUGAAGCGCUCAGAUCGGUCUGAUGGGAUCGUACGACCCAUAUCACCACCAAAACAGCAGUAUAGAUUUAUUUUGUUAUAAAGAAAAUAUAUAAUGUUCCCAUACGAGAGAUAUAAGCUCACUUUACAUUUUACACUUAGUAUUUUUCUGUAUCAGAAAAUCACUGUUUACAUGGGUGGAUCGGCUCAUUUCAGAAAGCGAUUUCUCAUUUUGAAGCUGCCUUUGGCGGCUCGACUCGUUUCCUUUCGUUUUGUUUUUUUUAAAGUUUAGCUGUAACGAAGUGGCAAAAACCAGUGAACGUGUAUAUUUUUUAAACGGACGUUUUUCCACGCGAGAGGAAAAAGACGACGAAUAGAUCAGAGAUAUAUUUUGGAUUCUUCUGCACGCAGCCAAAGUGAAAUCUGUGAGGAAAGUUCAGCUGCUCGUUUUCACUGAGGACGUGGCGAAGUGCAGCACACAUCUCAGUAUUAGCUUGGUUCACCUGAAACGACGGUACAAAAGUGUUUUUAUCUAACAAAAUCCUCCUAAAAUGUGUUUUUUUUAAUCAGAUCUGUAAAAAUUCCGAACAGCAGUGAUCUAUCUGGCACUUAAACAGCUGCUGGCACAAACCUUGUGCUUUUGAAGUUCUCAAAUGACCAUCUUUUUUAUUUUAUGGUGACCCCACACACCCGUGGUUGGAUUGAAAUCAGACCGAUUUUCCCCGUUUGGCUUCAGAUCUGUAUUGGGCUUUGUUAAACAUGAAAUAAAACACUUGUUUUUACGAA
Molecule: messenger RNA, 4354 nt
Organism: Oryzias melastigma (Indian medaka)
Lineage: Eukaryota; Metazoa; Chordata; Actinopteri; Beloniformes; Adrianichthyidae
Gene: pik3r1
Product: phosphoinositide-3-kinase, regulatory subunit 1 (alpha)
Exons: 15
Coding region: 496-2682 (728 amino acids)
Biological process (GO): phosphatidylinositol phosphate biosynthetic process; insulin receptor signaling pathway
Cellular component (GO): phosphatidylinositol 3-kinase complex
Molecular function (GO): protein binding; 1-phosphatidylinositol-3-kinase regulator activity
Source: RefSeq, a predicted model, not a curated record